Protopolystoma xenopodis is the source of this 254-nucleotide messenger RNA. NCBI's taxonomy places the organism in Eukaryota, Metazoa, Platyhelminthes, Monogenea, Polystomatidea, Polystomatidae. The record is from the annotation of a GenBank genome assembly.
AGGAUCCACAAAAAUUUCUUCUCUUCCAUUUAAAUGAACUAAAGGAGGCAAGGGAUUCCGGAGGAAAACAUGUUUCGUUGUUUACGACUGAAAAUGCGGAAUCAAUUUUCGAUAUGCUAGAUGCAGCAGAAAGUGGAUUUAUUUCAUACAAAGAUUAUUGUCAUGCUUUGGAAACAUUAGGUAUCAAUCAAUAUGAUAAAGAGCCUGCUGGCUUUAGAGAAAAUAGAAUUACAAAAACAUACUUUAUCACGUAA